UCGUUAAAUCAAAAUUACCACCAAAAAAAAGGAAAAAAAAAACCUUGACCAAAUAACGGUUGUUGUUUUUCUUGCUAAUUCUUUUGCUGCGUACAAAACUUGGUGUCCUUUUGUGAUUUUUUUUUAAAUAAAAAAAAAAAUAAUUUUUUUUUACUUAUUUCAACAAAAAAAAAAUUACCCAACUAAACAAUUUAAAAUAUUUUUAAAACUAAAAUUUUGAUAAUUUUAUUAAAAUAAACCAUAAAAAACUAUUAGAACUUUAAAAACAAACUGUAAAAAAAAAACUAAUACAUAUAAAAAGAAAAAUGCAAACCAACGAUAUGCAAAUGGAGUCAUCGAAAUGUGAAGAGCCACCAAAAUCCAUAAUGGUGGCUGAAGCCGAAUUGAAAAAUGAAAAUUUAGACGACCAACAACAAGAAAAGUUGAACAAGUCAAAUGGAUUAGAAGUUGCAAUUAUGCUUCCACCACCACCCGUUUUAGUGAAUUUAAUUGCCACAUUACAAGGAGGCGACUCAAACUCCUCCUCAAGACCUCCGUCAUCGUUGGCCGCUGCAAUAAAUGGAAAUGGAACUGACAAAAACGAAGAAGAAGAGGUUCUAAGUUUGCAAGUGCUGUCGGCUCGAUCUUCCACUCCGUACACGGUUCAAGGAAUUUGCUGUGCAAAUGCAAAUUGUGCCGCUUUAGAAGCGACAACUGAUUCGAGCAAUGCGAGUCAAUGGAAGGAAGAAAAUCAUACUCAGCUGGUGACUGAGGUGGUUAAAGAAGAUGAUCAUCAUGUCGAUGAAAAUGGCAAUGUUGAGAAACAGCAUAAUCAUAUGAUGAAUGGACAUUCGGAUGAACGGAAGAAGUAUUCACGUUCUGAUUUGUUGGAUAUUCGUGAUGAAAUGACGAUUAUAAGGCCAGAGUGCUUGGAAAGUGCUAGAUUGCAACGUUUGCAUUUUAGAAAGUCUGAAAAUGGAUCGUUUAAUGGAAGUGGCAUCGGUAGAAACAAGUCCUACCGUAACUCCAAUCCGCCCAAUGAUCUUAUGCCAGCCUUCUUUAAACGCAAAGCAGUUUCCUCAAAUGGCAAUAACUCUAACUCGAUCGUGUAUGACAACUUCAAAUACAACGAUUCGAAUCCAUUUAGUAAUCAUAGCGAUAGUGGAUCGUUCUCUAGUAGCAAUUAUCGUCGCAUUGGAAGUGGUCGUAUAUCAUCUGUACGUGAAACAAAUUGGGAUUACAUUCCCGAAGAAGACCCCGACCGACAUAAUCUACCUGAGUUUUUCAAUACAAAAGAUUCAAUUGGAACUAUCCAACCGAAACCCCAGCGUCCGCAUAGAAAACACGAACUAGAUGAUAAUUCGAAUUAUGUUAAACGUGUAAUUAGCGCGGUGAAUGGAGGUGGCGGAGGAGAAUCAUUCCGUUUGAGUGGAUCUCGACAUUCGAUAAAUUCUAGUGGCGAAGAACGUUACAAUAGCACUGCCAGCAGCAGCAAUAACAACAAAAGUGAUGAACCCGAGUGGUUCAGUUGUGGUCCAACAUCUAGAUUGGACACAAUCGAGUUGUGUGGAUUCAAUGAAUCUGACCAACAGAAAAUACGUAUGGAAAUGUCCAAAAAUAAGCCGGAUUCCAACAACAAUCGACAUGAUUUCACCCAUGGCCAGCAGCAUAAUAAUAAUAAGGAGAAGAAACAUUUGGCUUUUCAGUUUGAUGAUUUCUCCUCAUCGCAUAAUAAUAAGCCUAGUGGCAAUGGAUCAGGAGCUCAUGUUGGAACUAGGAUGCCUUCCUCCAAGUUCAUGCCAUUGUUCAAUGCCAAGAAGAAGGACGAGGAGGCGAUGACCAAUCAUACUUCGACGCAGCUGUUGAAUGAAAUCUUUAAGCGAAACGAUAUCCCAGCUGCCAAAACUACUGCAAUCCAAACAGAAAAGCUUAGUACAACUGAAAUGCCCAGUGUAGAUGAAAUUGAAGCCAAAUGGAGGACUAAUAUUCCAACUAACAAUGAUUCUCGAGGCAAACCACCACCGUCUUCAGAGAAUUUCAAUAACAGCUCGGAGAACUUUAAGAAAAUGCUUAAUCAAUUGAAUCAGCAGCAACAACAACACGGUGCUGGCGUUGGUGGAUCAAUGUCUUCUCCGCCUCCACAACAACUUCAUUCGCAAUCAAAUACUACCAGUAGCAAUAACAACAACCAACAGACACCGAUGAAUCUCUUUAACAAUGAAAAUCUGUCGAAUUUCAUCAAACAUAGAAGUCUCCAGCAGCAAAUACUGCAGAAGCAACAGCAGCAAGCUGCAUUUGCUCAACUUCAAUUCAAUGCGAUUCUCAGCCGUCCAGAUACUCAGAUGUUGCUCCUAUCAUUGGCUCGUGGUGAGAUUUCCAAACAUGGUCUAGUUGUUCAACUGGCAAAUCCGAACCUCACUCAAGCCGAUCGAGAGGCUAUUUCGGCUGCAUUGACCUUCUCAGCCGCUGGUCAAUAUCACCACCAAAUGGCCAUAAAUAGCAACCAACAGCAAUUUAUUGCUAACCAAUUGCAAAAUCUUGCCCUUAUGACUCAGAUGAAUAAGAGUCCAGUUAGUAGAAGAAAUGCAAAUGGAGGAGGAAAUAGUGGUGGCGGUGGUGGUAGUUCCUACCAAUCCAAUAAUGGACCAGUCGGUGGAAGUGGAAAUGGAAGUCCUCGAACAUACACUCAGGAAGAACUCCAGUCGCAUGCAAACUUUAUUCUCCACAAUGCGAUGUUGAAGAAAAAGCUAGAAGAACAAAAUAUGGGAUUGCAAAAAAUGUUGCAUUUACAAUCUUCCAUGAUGAAUGGGGGUGCUGGCGGAAACCUAAAUAAUAAUUCCAGAAAUGGUGGAAAUGAUUCAAUGGCUGGAACCAAGAAUUUUCAUAAUCAUAAUUAUCAUCAACAACAGAAGGCGCCGCCGCAUCAGCAACAAAAUAUUCAUCAUCAGCAGCAACAACAACAACAACAUCAUCAUCAACAACGUCAACGUAGAGGUUCAAAUGCUGGCAAUCGUAGCAAUCAUCCAUUGGGACGUCGUCGUUCGACUUCUUCAUCAUCAACCAAUACCGUGAAUUCGGGAAAUAUGACUGUCAAUUCUUCCCAACACAGUGCUAAUAUGCAUCUUCGUCGGCAAUUAGAGCAGCGAAGGAAUACUAUUGCUACCACUACAGUUGGAGCAGAUGACUUUGUUCAAAUUCCUCAAAGAAUUUAAUCACUCCGGGCCGGGUGUUUUGGCGAAAGCAACAAUUGUAACGACUGUUGUUGUAUUAGGCUAUCGCUAUCUUAAACCCGAAUUGCAGAUGAGACGUCGCCGGCAAGCGGAAUCCUAUGCCAAUUAUUUAUACGAGAUGGAGCAGCAACAACAGUCAAACCAAUCUAAUCUCUCGUCAAAAACAAAUGAUGAAUUUCAGUAAAAAAAAAAAUACAUAUUAUAUAAAAAAAGAUAAACACACACAAAAUGGAUUAACACAAGUGCAGCAGCAGUUUAUACAUUUUAAUUUGUUUAUUAAUUAAUGUUGUUAAAUAACUAUCAUGUUUUUGUUUUCUAAUAUUAAUCAUUUUUUCCCCAUUUCAACCCUUGUUAAUUUUAAAAUAGGGAAAUGAAUUACUUUUAAGGUAUUCAAAUUUAUUUAAAUCGCAUUGAAACAUACAAAUAUAAAUUUAAAUGCAUUUCAAUCAGAAAUUAAUAAAAUAAAAAAGAAAAAAACCAUGAAUU
Molecule: messenger RNA, 3695 nt
Organism: Episyrphus balteatus (marmalade hoverfly)
Lineage: Eukaryota; Metazoa; Arthropoda; Insecta; Diptera; Syrphidae
Gene: cup
Product: protein cup
Exons: 3
Coding region: 306-3191 (961 amino acids)
Biological process (GO): negative regulation of translation
Cellular component (GO): nucleus; cytoplasm
Molecular function (GO): mRNA binding
Source: RefSeq, a predicted model, not a curated record